Lynx canadensis (Canada lynx) is the source of this 4269-nucleotide messenger RNA. RefSeq names its product spleen associated tyrosine kinase (gene SYK). Gene Ontology annotation, molecular function: non-membrane spanning protein tyrosine kinase activity; signaling receptor binding; ATP binding. Lineage: Eukaryota; Metazoa; Chordata; Mammalia; Carnivora; Felidae. The transcript has 16 exons. Gene Ontology annotation, biological process: B cell receptor signaling pathway; positive regulation of cell adhesion mediated by integrin; positive regulation of B cell differentiation. The record is from RefSeq and is a predicted model, not a curated record. Gene Ontology annotation, cellular component: cytoplasm; extrinsic component of cytoplasmic side of plasma membrane. Bases 159 to 2495 code for a protein of 778 amino acids.
UGGGUGGCUGAGGCGACUCCAGCGGCCGGAGGAGCGAGGAGGAGCGGGCGGCCCCGCGCUGCGCCCCGAGCCGCCCCGGCCCCGCGCCCCGCCCUCGGCUCACCUGGCACAGGAGGACCCCCGCGUGCGCCCGCGGCCCGUGGAGGGGAGGCGCCGGCAUGGCGGGGGGCGUGGCGGCCGACAACGCCAACCACCUGCCCUUCUUCUUUGGCAACAUCACCCGGGAGGAGGCGGAGGACUACCUGGUACAGGGGGGCAUGAGCGACGGGCUGUACCUGCUGCGCCAGAGCCGCAAUUACCUGGGCGGCUUCGCGCUGUCCGUGGCGCACGGGAGGAAGGCGCACCACUACACCAUCGAGCGCGAGCUCAACGGCACGUACGCCAUCGCGGGCGGCAGGGCUCACGGCAGCCCCGCCGAGCUGUGCCACUACCACUCCCAGGAGUGUGACGGCCUCGUCUGCCUCCUCAAGAAGCCCUUCCACCGGCCGCCCGGCGUGCAGCCCAAGACCGGCCCGUUCGAGGACCUGAAGGAGAGCCUCAUCCGGGAGUACGUGAGGCAGACCUGGAACCUGCAGGGCCAGGCUCUGGAGCAGGCCAUCAUCAGCCAGAAACCACAGCUGGAGAAGCUGAUCGCCACCACGGCCCACGAGAAAAUGCCCUGGUUCCACGGCAAAAUCUCACGGGUCGAAUCGGAGCAGAUUGUCCUGAUCGGAUCCAAGACAAAUGGAAAAUUUUUGAUCCGGGACAGGAACGACAACGGGUCUUACGCCCUGUGCCUGCUGCACGAGGGGAAGGUACUGCACUACCGCAUCGAUAAGGACAAAACGGGGAAGCUCUCCAUCCCCGACGGGAAGAAGUUUGACACGCUCUGGCAGCUAGUGGAGCAUUAUUCUUAUAAAGCAGAUGGGCUGUUAAGAGUUCUUACAGUUCCGUGUCAGAAAAUUGGCGGGCAGACAGGAAAUAUCAACUUCGGAGCCCGGGCGCCCCUCCCAGGUCCACAUCCUGCAACAUGGUCAGCGGGUGGAAUUAUCUCAAGAAUCAAAUCAUACUCCUUCCCAAAGCCUGGCCACAGAAAGAAUCCCGUGUUGCAGGAAUGGGAGCCGGUCGCACAAAUCACACGCUGCCGGGAGGAAUGCCAGGGUUUAGCGCCUAAGACGGUUUAUUUUGUGGACGCCAAGUGCGACAGUACCUGCGUUACGGCUGUCGGCUUCCAGCACGGAACUGGAGUGCCCACUUUGCCACACCGCUUGGCGUUUGCUAGAAGGUCCCAGGACCGGCAUGUGAUUGAGGCUGUGGCCCUGAAGAGGUCAGCGUCCCCCAUGCUCCCCAGAACAGCUCUCCCACUGCCGCCUGCUGGCCCGCGUGGCCUCGGCAUUCGCCCCUUCCCUUGGGAGAGGGCUCCUCCUGGGGGCUCACAGGCCCGGGGUCCAGCAGUGUUUCCUGCUGAAGGGGCCAGAUGGCACCCAUCAACCGAGGUGAUGCAAAACGGAUUCUGCUUCAAGGCCUCCACAUCCCAAGGGAGCCGGCCGGAGAGCGCCGUGACCUUCAAUCCGUACGAGCCGGACCGCGGGCCCUGGCCCACGGACAGAGACGCCCAGAGAGAGGCCUUGCCCAUGGACACCGAGGUGUAUGAAAGCCCGUAUGCGGACCCCGAGGAGAUCAGACCCAAGGAAGUCUACCUGGACCGCAAGCUGCUGACCCUGGAGGACAACGAACUGGGCUCUGGUAACUUCGGGACCGUGAAGAAGGGCUACUACCAGAUGAAAAAAGUCGUGAAAACGGUGGCUGUGAAGAUUCUGAAGAACGAGGCCAACGACCCCGCUCUUAAAGAUGAGUUAUUAGCGGAAGCCAACGUCAUGCAGCAGCUCGAUAACCCUUACAUCGUGCGCAUGAUCGGCAUCUGUGAAGCCGAGUCCUGGAUGCUGGUGAUGGAGAUGGCGGAACUGGGUCCGCUCAACAAGUAUUUACAGCAGAACAGGCACGUCAAGGAUAAGAACAUCAUAGAGCUGGUUCAUCAGGUUUCUAUGGGAAUGAAGUAUCUGGAGGAGAACAAUUUUGUGCACAGAGAUCUGGCGGCAAGAAACGUCUUGCUGGUUACUCAACACUAUGCCAAGAUCAGUGAUUUUGGACUUUCCAAAGCGCUCCGUGCUGAUGAAAACUACUACAAGGCCCAGACCCACGGGAAGUGGCCGGUCAAGUGGUACGCCCCCGAGUGCAUCAACUACUACAAGUUCUCCAGCAAGAGUGACGUCUGGAGCUUCGGCGUGUUGAUGUGGGAGGCGUUCUCCUACGGGCAGAAGCCGUACCGGGGCAUGAAGGGAAGCGAGGUUUCGGCCAUGCUGGAGAAAGGAGAGAGAAUGGGGUGCCCCACGGGGUGUCCGAGGGAGAUGUACGAGCUGAUGAAGCUGUGCUGGACGUAUGAGGUGGAGAGCAGGCCCGGAUUCGCAGCCGUGGAACUGCGUCUGCGCAAUUAUUACUACGACGUGGUCAACUAACGGCCCCACGCCCUCCGUGGCCGCCUUGGGAGCAGACGAGGGGUCACAGCAAAGCCAGCCCAGUGCGUGGAUUUCGAGAGUUUCCACCUGCGUCUGCUGCCAGGGGAGCCGGCCUCGUGUGGAGCACGCCUGUGACCGUUGUCCCCAAAGCCCGUCCCAGAACACACCCUCCACAAAGCAGCCCCUCCCGGGAGAGCCCGGGCAGAAGGACAGCAGGGUCAGAGGGCCCGGGGAAGGAUCCCGUUGUGUUUCUUGUCUGCGCGGUGUGAUUCCGUGGCAGGUCACGUUCAGGAUCUGUUUCUGCAUCGGAAGAUCUGGCCGCCUGGAGGCGUCCCGUGUGCCGUUCUCCGCGGCCAGGGGUGCGGCUGGCCUUGCCGUCUGCGGGGAGGGAAGGGGAGCAGAGGGGAGCUGGCUGCCUCCAGAACUUGGCUCCGACCGGUCGGAAGAUGGAAGGAGCCCUGCCACCGAAAAGCUGCCCUGGUGACACAAGUCCUUUGCGGCUGAAAAAACAAAAUCCAAGCACGUAGCCAGUUAAAGGGGAUAAAAAGUUUGGAGACGGCAUUCGCUCCGUGUGAUCUCAGACGGAAGACGCACACGUGCGUGGACGAGGGGGCUCUCGGCACGGACCGGCUUGGCCUCCUUUCCCCUGAAACAGCCUCUCUCCCGCAUACUCUCCCAAGACCGUGCUUUCAGGGGACUAGUAAAUACAAGUCGUGCAGGCGGUGGAGGGCCGUGAUGUCUGUCACCGCGGGCCUGAGCGAGGACAGACAGCAGGACGCCACGGGUCCUCAUCUCCUGAGUGAGGUCCGAGCUCCCCUCCGCCAGGGGGAGGGCGUCGCCAGAGUUCCCCAGCCCUUUCUGUGUUCACAGCAGGGGGGACAAGCUGGCGGCCAAGGCCCUCUAAACGCGAGCCUCCUAAGAGUGUGUUAAUUCCUAAUAAAGCCGCAGACCCUGACCCUCGCCACAAGUAUGCCUGAGUGUGACUUUGGGUUGAAGGUGCGAGACGAGGAAUUCUCUGCUGGUUCCCUAGGCGUAGUGAACCCCCGAGCAGGGUUUGGGCUUACACGAGUCACUGGCCCACAUAUACCAGUAAAGUUAGGACCAGCUGUCAUGGGCUGGAUGACGCGGGGUGACAUCUGGACCAGAGGCUCCGGCGCUGAGCCGCGGGUACCCUUCAGGUGCCGGAGCGUGUCUGUCGCGGGGCCGCACGUGGAAGGCUCGGUGACGUGAGCUAAGUCUGGAGGGGAAGGACUACUCCCCGCGCGUCUGCCCUGCCACAGGGUCACGCGCACUCCCUGUGCCUUUACCUGGGGGCCCUUGUUUAGCGGGAACAGAGGGGCCUCACGGACGGAGGACAGACAGGCUGUUCUGGCCAGAACCAUUUGUCUGCUGACGCCGUGGACACCGUGUUCCCCCACGGCGGGACUGAGGUUUCCGGAAACGAUUACUCGUUUCUCCUCUGAGCGUGUCCCCACACGGGCUGUCACCAGCCUUGGUGGCGACUUCACUGCGUCCCCUGCCCGGCGGCCGCCGCUCCGUCCGGAUCUGCACGUGUGGAGGUGCCUGCUGGGCUCUCGGGCCCCGUCGCCCCGCAGAGCACACUCGACCGGAUCAUCAGUAUUCUUCCUCCAUCUCAAGAACUGCUUUUUGUCACUGGACUUUUUAACUGUGAUUUUUUUUUUAAAUAAAAGUUUUAAAUUGGUUUGAUGAUUCUUUUCGUGGAUGUUACUGGAAUGUGGUAGGAUGCACUCUCAAAUAAACUGCUAAACAGCAA